GUUUUUUGUUAAGAAGAAACAACGGGUCACCUUGAAGGACAAAGGGAUCUCGAACUGGGUAAUGGAUGAAAUGAAGCCCCAAAUCACGGUGAAGGAUUGGUAUUUUAAUGUGGAUAAUUCCCAUUAUCAGCUGACGGUGAACCUGCUCUCUGCCGAUUGCGAAAUCCUCCAAGAUUACUGCAAGAUGUUUGAAGUCCAAGAACAAGUGCCCACUGUGGAAGAAUGGAGGGAGGUUUCGUACACCUUUGAAAAUUAUCCGUCUGGAGUGCGCCAUGUGGAUUUUGAACAUAGAGUGGGCUGGCGAUCUGCAGUGAAAACAGAUGCAGCAGCUUCCAGGGAGCUUUGGUGACUCACCUUGCUGGAUGUCCGGAGCCGAUCCACGAAACUCUGGGCUGCUUUGCAGGAGGAGGGGAAGCCUGGGGUAUGAAAUUGCUGCCUGCUGACCUCGAGUCACUGAAGAAUUUUGUCCA
Molecule: messenger RNA, 470 nt
Organism: Thamnophis sirtalis
Lineage: Eukaryota; Metazoa; Chordata; Lepidosauria; Squamata; Natricidae
Source: RefSeq, a predicted model, not a curated record